Molecule: messenger RNA, 2707 nt
Organism: Dimorphilus gyrociliatus
Lineage: Eukaryota; Metazoa; Annelida; Polychaeta; Dinophilidae
Source: the annotation of a GenBank genome assembly
AUAGUUACGCCCAAGGCAGUCGGUAUCUUAUGCAGAAAAUCAUCGUCAAAAGUGCUAUGGAGGAGGAGGACGAAUUUAUUGACGUCGUCUCUACUGAGAAGGAAAUACCAUCGACACCAAAAGAAAAAACGCCAGCCGUCUUCCGCAUUGCCGAUAUUUUAUCGAAACCUAGCAAGCCCGACGAAAUAUACAACUUUUGGAAUAUACCUCGACCGCCACCUCCGUUUUUGAUGAACCCCUACUUUCAGUCACACCUUCUUCCCUAUCAAAUACCUCCAAGAUUUUAUCCUUCACCGCCUUUUAACACGGAAGUCCGUAAAAAGAAGCCAGAAGUUGCAUCGGCAAAUAUCAAAUAUACUUGUGAAUCUUGCGGUAAAGCCUACGCAACUUUUAGUGGCUUGUCGAAGCAUAAACAAUUCCAUUGCUCAGCAGAACACGGUAAAAAGGAAUUGUCCUGCAAAUACUGCAAUAAAACCUACACAUCUUUGGGGGCUCUUAAGAUGCAUAUAAGAACGCAUACGCUACCGUGCAAGUGUCGAUUGUGCGGAAAAGCUUUUUCCAGACCCUGGCUUCUGCAAGGUCACAUUCGUACUCAUACAGGAGAGAAGCCGUUCAGUUGUGCACAUUGUGGAAGGGCGUUUGCGGAUAGGUCGAAUUUAAGAGCUCACCUCCAAACUCACUCAGACGUUAAGAAGUAUUCAUGUUCAACUUGUUCAAAAACUUUUUCUCGAAUGAGUCUAUUAACAAAACACAGAGAUUCUGGCUGUAUUGGAUUGGUUCGAUAAUUAUAUACUUUUAUAUAUUUGGUGCUUAUCAUCAUCUUUACUCUCCCGGCUCUCUCUCUCUCUCUCUCUCUCUCUCUCUGCCCCCGCUCUUUUCCGUCGAUUCCUAUUCAUUUCCAUUCUAGAUGAGCAGAUAAAAAAUUUGGGAAAAAACAAUGAAACUAAAAACAACAUAAUUUAUAUAGAAAAUGAAAUUGGAAAUGAAUAGAUUAAAAGAAACUUGUACAUUUUGUAAAAAUUCAAAACAUAAAAAAUGAAACAAAUAUGCAGUCGAAUAAUAAAAAUGAAGAAAAAAAAUGCCAAAUAGAGAAUAAUCAAUUUAGAAUUUACAGUAAAAAUCGUAUUUUAAAAACACUUAACAAAAUAUAUAACAAAACUGGAAAAAAGAGUUAAUUUAUCAAUUUUUUUCUAUUUUUCCAGUUUUGCAGUAGAUUCUCUCACUCUUUUCGGACAAAAAAAAAUGUCAAGAAAUGUUCUUCUUAUUUCUUCUUUGUUCAAUAUAAUAAACUUAAGUUUGUUAAAAUUGACAUACAAACAAAGCAUGUAGUAGAAAGAACCAAACAGGACAUAGAAGAGAGACUUGGUCGACCUUUAACGAUGCUUUUUCUCUUCUUUGUUGGUGAAAAAUUAUGUUAUUGAAUUAAAAUUUUUAAAUGGAGAAUUUUGAAUUGAAUUGAAUUAUUCUAUUUUUAGUUUUAAGCAAAUUUUUAAAAUUCAGUCUCUUGUCAUUUUUCCGGCCAUCUUUCUCUAAUCUUCUCUACUUUCAGUAGGCAAGGAGAAAACGAGAAUAUUUUAUAUAACUGUAUAUGUUUGUACUUGGAAGAGAGGAUGGAGAGAGAGGAAGAGAGAACAGGCUACUAAUCCAAACAGAAAUAUUGUUUUUGUUUUCCUUUUACCUCCCCAACAUUACUAGUUUGCCAUUUAUAAUAAAGUUCUUAAUUCGAUAUAUUAUCGAUACGAUUUGACAUAGAAAAAGACACGUGAUUGAUUACGAAACGAGCAAAUAAACUGGGAGAGUUUUUAUUACACAAUCAAAAAGGUUUCGUAAUCGUUGAAAAUGUUAGCGUGUGCGUCUGUUUGAUGGCGUGUGUUUAAGUGUAUCUGCUAAAUUUUGUCGGCCGCUCCAAUCUCUCCAGGAGGAGAGAAAGAAAGAUGGAAAGAAAAGAUAGAAGGAAGAAGAGUACAAAGAAUCUUAUACAAACCAUUAAAGAGAUGUCUGCACAAAUGUGCACAUUUCUUUACAACAUGUCUACCGUAAAUAAACAAACAAAGACUAACCCCUCAACGCAACUUUGUAGACGUCGGCUACAGUUUCCACUUGCGCAAGAGAAACAUUCGAUAAAAUCAAGCCACCCAAUGCAAUACGCGGUAUUAUCCACCUAAUCCUUAUAGAUGGAGGCGUUGACAGCUUAUUGACUCACCUGCAUAAUAGACGUCCGAAUGCCUGUCGCGAUGUCUAUGCAUAAAUCGAUACGAUUAACUAUUCGAAUUGCGAAAACAGUGUAUAUUUCUUGUCCGUCCAUGUAGAACAGGUGUUGCGUGGUGUGGGAGGAGGCAAUAGAGUAAAGAAAGAGGAGAAAGGGCAAUCGAAAGAAAAUUCUCUCCUCUCAUUUUUUCUCACUUUCCACCUCCUCGUAUCCCUCCCCCCUCUCUUUCUUUCUUCCCACCUUUCCUGCUUCCGUCCGUAAAACAUCCGAAACGGAUCGCUACUGCCGUUUUCUUUCAAAAUGACAAGUUGACAAGAGUUAACAGAGAUAAAUAGAUAGAUAGGCAGAUAGACAGAUAGACAGAUCGUGUGAGAAAAAGAUAGAUAGAGAUGGACAUAGAGGGAGCGGUGGAAGAAGGUGGGAACGGAGGGCGGAUUUGAGAACGGGAAGGAGGGAGAAAGGAAGAGAAGGAGAGGGGGAAGAAGACGAAGAAGAAAA